Daphnia magna is the source of this 2103-nucleotide messenger RNA. It is a transcript of the gene aft, whose product is annotated as cap-specific mRNA (nucleoside-2'-O-)-methyltransferase 2. Gene Ontology annotation, cellular component: nucleus; cytoplasm. The coding region runs from base 194 to 2083 and encodes 629 amino acids. Gene Ontology annotation, biological process: 7-methylguanosine mRNA capping. NCBI's taxonomy places the organism in Eukaryota, Metazoa, Arthropoda, Branchiopoda, Diplostraca, Daphniidae. Gene Ontology annotation, molecular function: methyltransferase cap1 activity. The record is from RefSeq and is a predicted model, not a curated record. The transcript is spliced from 10 exons.
GAGAACCUAGCGGCAGAAGUGAGAAAAAGUAUCGAAAGUUGGCACAGUUUUAAGCGAGGAAGCUCUACUGCGUUAGCCCACCUCUCCUGGUACAUCGCGGUUUAUUAGUGUCUCUACGUUCAGUGAAAGUAAAGUAAAAACCAAAGUUACUUUGGUCGGUUAAAAUAGACUUUAUCCCAAUACCUUAGUUCAAAUGCAAGAUGAAAUUGAUAAAUAUUUUCUUAAGAAAUUUCAGUUUCAACAGCUGGGAAAUAAAUCUUUUUCAUGCACAAAUUUGUUCGGGAACCCUUCGUGGAAGGUUCCAGAAUUAGAAAAUCUAAAAAUCCAUUUAAAUUGUACAAAAGGUCUGUUAAGCCAUAUGGAAGCUGAAAGGUGGCAUGAGCAUACAUCUUACACCAAUCGUGCAGGUGCUGUUUUUCAAAAGGUUAAAUCUGAAGUAUGUCCAGAGCUACUGACACAAGCUUGGCUCAAAUUCUAUGAAUGUCUUUCUCAAUUUGAUUUACUUGGCAAUAUUCCAGAAGGGAAUUUUGAGUUAAAAAGUGUUCAUUUGUGUGAAGCCCCAGGGGCUUUUGUAACAUCACUAAAUCAUUAUUUGAAUUUACACCACCCUGAUUUGCAUUUCAGUUGGUUGGCUGCCACUCUUAAUCCCUACUAUGAAGGAAAUUCUAGUAAAUCAAUGAUUGGAGAUCACCGUUUCAUUCACAAUACUUUAUGCUACUGGAAUUUUGGCCAUGAUGAUACUGGUGACAUAAUGGAAUGGUGUAAUGUUAAUGCGAUACUGCAAUGCAAAGGAAGACAUGUGAACCUUGUUACGGCAGACGGCAGUAUUGAUUGCGCAGAGAACCCAGGUGAACAAGAAAAACAUCUCGCAAAAUUACAUUGGUGUGAAACCAUAUCUGCGUUAUUACUAUUAAGUCCUGGCGGAUCAUACGUUUUAAAAAUGUUUACGUUUUUUGAACAUACUGCUGUUUCACUGCUAUAUAUUUUAAGAUUGUCAUUUGAAGACCUGCAUGUGUUUAAACCAUGCACAAGCAAAGAAGGAAAUUCUGAAGUAUACAUCAUUGCCCUUCGUUAUACGCAAACACAUGAAAUUCAAAAGCUAUUGCGCAUCAUUCAAGCACAGGUGUAUGAACGGAAAAUUGAUAUUUCUUCGAACGCUCUGUUUUCGCUGUCUGAAAUUCCUGAAGGCUUCCUACGCGAUAUCAUAAGCUGUGCAACGCUUUUCAAGGACCACCAGGAAGAAGCCAUUAUGCGUAACCUUACACUUUAUAACGUUCCUCUACAGGGAAAAGAAUUGGCAGCCACGAAAAAGAAAGUAGCCAAACGUUAUAUGCAGAAGUACGGCCUACGGAGCAUCCCUUUAACGAAACAAAUCUUGGGCCCGGAAAAUUUAAGAGAAAGGUCGUUGUGGAAUUUACAACCAUAUCACGAAAAGAAUUUAGGCUCUUUGCCUUUAACGGUUACUCCCGAACUAUUUACUAAAUUGCAAUUUGAAUUGAAAGAAAUUGAUUUAUUUCUUGAGAAAGUAAAAUUUCUCAAGUGGGUAAACCGAGCAAAAGAAGAUUGGAAAGAUAAGAUCUACCAUACGUAUGGGAAAUCUUAUGGUAUUAUUCGAAACACAAAAUUUUGCCACGCGUACAUCUUCCGCGUUUUUGAAUUUCUCCGAGAACUAUCAUUGGACCUUAAAUCCAAAUCAUUUUUUGAAGCGCUAGAUGAAACAGGACAAGUUUUCCUCAUCAACAAUUUCUUGGAUGUAAGUCCAAUAAUUGGCACAGGGGGUAAUUUCGAAACACGGUGUCCCGUACUUUCGAGAUUCUCUGUGGCAUCUGUCUGGAUCAUUUCUCUUUUUUUUUCCCAGGUCGAAUUUGAUUUUGAGAACGAUACUCUCAUCCGGUUUGUGGGCUAUCAUGAAGAACCCCUUAUUUUAAAUUGGAUGCGGCACCUCGACCCAAAAUUACUGAAUUUUGUGGAAAUUCCCACUCUCUUUCAAAACUCGUUUUACAAUCUCAUAACAAGAUACAACACAAAAUUGCUCUUGGAAUUCUCUUUGUCGAUAAUAAAUACGAUGCUUUUAUUAUGUUAAAAGCACCUAUGAUCCAUCAA